Molecule: messenger RNA, 408 nt
Organism: Aspergillus ochraceoroseus IBT 24754
Lineage: Eukaryota; Fungi; Ascomycota; Eurotiomycetes; Eurotiales; Aspergillaceae
Gene: fkbp3
Product: peptidylprolyl isomerase family protein FPR2
Exons: 2
Coding region: 1-408 (135 amino acids)
Biological process (GO): protein peptidyl-prolyl isomerization
Molecular function (GO): peptidyl-prolyl cis-trans isomerase activity
Source: RefSeq, a predicted model, not a curated record
AUGCACUUUCCACUUCUCGCCACCUUCCUCACCCUCGCCCUCUCCUCCCUAACCCAUGCCGCCGAGCUCGGGAUCGAGACCACUCACUCCGUUAGCUGUACGCGCAAAACUGCCAAAGGCGAUGUAGUGCACAUGCACUACCGAGGUACCCUCGCUUCGGAUGGGUCUGAAUUCGACGCGAGCUAUAACCGUGGCUCUCCCCUCAAGUUCCCUCUCGGUGCAGGCAGAGUCAUUAAGGGAUGGGACGAAGGUCUUCUAGACAUGUGCGUUGGGGAGAAGCGGACUCUUACUAUUCCGCCUGAGUAUGGGUAUGGAGAUCGCGGGGUCGGCCCCAUCCCCGGAGGAGCUACGCUGGUGUUCGAGACUGAGUUGAUGGAAAUUGAAGGAGUGUCCAAGGAUGAGCUGUAA